ACGAACCCCUCACGGUGAGGAACGUGCCCAUCAAUGUUCACCUUGACCUCACCUUUUCUUAUACCUCAUUCUCACCUUCCACCACCACACCACCCUUCGUGGUACGUACAACACAGCACAGCAAUACCUCAUCACCUUCGACCCUCCAAGUCCAUUCUUUUGAUCCAAGCUUUCUUUUCCUGGGAAAAUAAUCAACAUGUCCCUCACCCUCGCUCCAACAACGAAAUCGCGGGCUCUUUUUACCAAAUUGUACCCCAACUACCGUACACUCGCCGAGAACACCUCUUUGACUAGGAAGUUCUCCAUCUCCAUCCAAACCUCCAAACGAUCAACAACAACAACACCAAAACCCGCCACCAUCACCACCACGCAUUAUCAUCUUCAGCAAACACAGCAACAAAAACAGCGCAGCCCGUCACUGCAACAACAACAAUAUCGCAACAUGUCGUCUUCGCCUUCGGAAACGAAGCCGCAAUUCUCAGAUGGUUCCGACCCAGCGGUUCUUGGUCCGGCACUUGAGAAGCUUUUGUCCACCGGUGGUGGUAGGUGGACGCUUACACAGCAGGGGGUCGCUAUCGAGAGGACUUUCAAGUUCAAGACCUUUGCAAAGACCUGGGACUUUAUGACCGCCGUCUCCCUGCAAUGCAAGCUCAAGAACCACCAUCCCGAAUGGUCCAAUGUCUUCAACACAACCUUCAUUCGCUGGACGACCCACGCCCCCAAGGGUCUCUCAUCCAUGGACAUCGAGCUAGCCACUAUCUGCGACUCCUUGGCCAAAGACUUUGGCGAGACUGAACCAGACGCUGGCGCCAGCUGCGCCAUGCCCAACUUGACCGACAGGGCCGUGGCUUCUUCUGGGGAUUGCUGCACGCCUAAGCACUUUAAGAAGUGAAGUGAUUGAUGACAAAA
Molecule: messenger RNA, 909 nt
Organism: Neurospora hispaniola
Lineage: Eukaryota; Fungi; Ascomycota; Sordariomycetes; Sordariales; Sordariaceae
Product: pterin 4 alpha carbinolamine dehydratase-domain-containing protein
Exons: 3
Coding region: 197-892 (231 amino acids)
Biological process (GO): tetrahydrobiopterin biosynthetic process
Molecular function (GO): 4-alpha-hydroxytetrahydrobiopterin dehydratase activity
Source: RefSeq, a predicted model, not a curated record